CAUGUAUUAAGGGGCCAGGGUACCAUGUAUUAAGGGGCCAGGGUACCAUGUAUAUGACUCAAGGAUGGAUGGAGACUCAGAUGGUUGUGUGGCAUGAUUUAGGUGUGUUUGUGUGUGCUACCCAUGGCAUCUGUGAAAGGGGGCAAAACAUCUCCGUGUUGUCCUAUGUGUUUAGUGACUAAGGGGAUACUAUUACCUAUAGAUGUCAAACACUUUCUCAUUCUGAAAUGUUUCUAUCCUGUCCAUAUUCUAUUAUAAACAUAUUUGUAUACUGACUUUUUCUCUCUACCGAAACGGUGCAUGUGCCCCUUUAAUCUCCACAUUCUCCACCUCUAUCCCGGCCUUUGUGACUGCCGCACACCGGACUGCUGACCAGCACGAACUGACCGGGACGCUAUUGUUCCUCUCCCAUUCAGGGCAAACCCCGAACGCUGUGCACAGAGAGGACUGGCGUUCCAUAGUAUAUGCUGAGCUGGCGUAUCGCGCAGUUUCGAUGGAAUGACCGGAAAGAACAGGAGCGCGCUGUUGGCCAGUGUUCGAGGUGGGAAAAAGUUAUUGUGCGCGUACCAAAGGCCUGCGCCAUGGACGCGCUCCAGGGGGGGGGGGGCGGUUCUCGUCACUCCGUAUAAAACUGAAGCGCCAGGAUCUCUUGAAGCUCAACGCGAGAUAGCGUUAGGCGCGUGCCACUACCGAGCUCAUCACGAAUAAGUGCCAAACUAGGUGUAAAGAUGUACAGAACCACUAGAUCACCAAUGAUGCAAUCCCUUGUCAACUCGGGAAUGGGCGUGGCUCCUUUCUUCAAGGUGACUGUGUUCGAGCAGGAGCACUUCCAGGGCAAGUGCCAGGAGUUCACCUCUGAGUGCUGCAACAUCCACGAGUGUGGUCUAGACAUCAUCCGCUCCAUCAGAGUGGAGAGUGGAGCCUGGGUGGGCUUUGAGCACCAUGACUUCCAGGGCCAGCAGUUCAUCCUGGAGAGAGGAGAGUACCCCCACUGGGACGCCUACAGCGGUUCCCUGUCCUACCACGUGGAGCGCCUCAUGUCCCUGCGCCCCAUCUACUGUGCUUCCCACAUGAGCAGUCGUAUGAUGAUCUUUGAGAGAGAGAACUUCAUGGGCCGCAGUGUUGAGCUGUGUGACGACUACCCCUCCCUGCAGGCUAUGGGCUGGUCCAUGCCCGAGGUCGGCUCCAUGCAUGUGCAGUGUGGCGCCUUUGUGUGCUACCAGUACCCCGGCUACAGGGGCCAGCAGUACAUCAUGGAGUGUGAGAGACACAGUGGAGACUACCAGCACUGGAAGAACUGGGGCUCCCACUCCCAGACCCCCCAGAUCCAGUCUAUCCGCCGUAUCCAGCAUUAAGAGGGGCUAGAGGCUGAGAGGCCCAAGAACCGCAAUCCCCAGCCCAGAUGCUGCUCUAUCCCUUACCCCCCCCCAACGGAAGACCAGCUGCCCCUAACUACCGACUCACCACAUAACACUGACACACACAGCUGCUCCGAGGUACGAUGAGACUAUAUCGCACCGGUAAAGCACAGGAACACACACACACUGACAUGACUGACAUAACACAGUUUAUUUUUUAUCAGGGUAGAGCACCCACACACAGACACACACCUGCGCUGUACUACCUGAACCCCUGUCCAGGUCACCUGGGCUGAGCAGGGAGCCACACAUCCUGCUCGACCCAGAGGUCAACACAUCAACAGGCACCAGUUUCAAGAUGGCCACCACCGUAGUGCAGCCUUAAUGUGAUAUGUGUAGGAGGUUGAACCAAAGGUUAACUAAUAAACUCAUGUACACUUCAGUCGCUCAGGCCUGUCCUAUCAUUAUACGGUGUGUGUGUAGGAUAAUCUAUAAUAAAUACCAUAUGGGAUUCAACAUAGCAGCGUCUCAAGAUGUGCUAUUUGGGUCCAAUGUAAUAAGCCGCUUGUACACUGCAUGUCAAACCCUCUGAUAAACAUAGAUAUAACUGAAAAACUACUUUAAAUAAACCUGUUGCUUUUUUACAAACAAUGAAUAGCCUUGCUGUAUCCACUCAGAUUACUGUCACCGCUUAAAGACACUACAACACCAUGAUAAACAUCUCAGCUAUUGAGGCUGCAAUAUAUUCACACAAGGACACGUUAAGAACAUCUUUAAUCUGUUUUUAAAUAGAAAAUAGUCAAACACCUGGGGAGAACAGUAAUAAUGACAGACAUGAUGUGAUUCCAUUCUCGAACAAUCCGAAGCAGAAUCGGAAGAUGUAGGCCUAUGAUGAUUGACACUCAACCAAUGAAAGUCGUAAAUUCCUGUGAAACUGAACUAACAGCAGUGUAAAACCUGAUUUGUUGGCAACUCACAAUGCAACAUUUGGUAUAUGAAUAAACCCAAACUCUGCACAAGA
Messenger RNA from Oncorhynchus masou masou (cherry salmon), 2379 nucleotides. Its product is annotated as beta-crystallin A1-2-like. The transcript is spliced from 6 exons. Gene Ontology annotation, biological process: lens development in camera-type eye; visual perception. Lineage: Eukaryota; Metazoa; Chordata; Actinopteri; Salmoniformes; Salmonidae. Gene Ontology annotation, molecular function: structural constituent of eye lens. The record is from RefSeq and is a predicted model, not a curated record. Bases 729 to 1355 code for a protein of 208 amino acids.